UUUUGGACUUUCAGUGACAGGCAGACUGGUUAAUGUAGUCAAAGAGAAAAGGCCAGAGUGGCAUAAUAAAGCAGCAAGGCCCCAAACGUUGAUUCAAAAGAUGAGUAAUCGUCAGCUUCUUGUGAACGUGGAGAAUUGGAUAGCGGAGAACCAGAAUGCUUUCCUGCCACCAGUGUGCAACAAGCUCAUUUCUGGGGACUGGGGUUCAAAUCCUGGUCCCGCCUGUGUGGAGUUUGCAUAUUCUCCCCGUGCCUGGGUGGGUUUUCUCCGGGCACUCCGGUUUCCUCCCACAUCCCAAAAACAUGCGUGGCACUUUUCCCAGUUAAUCAUUAUGUUUGUUGGAGGGCCAAACACCAGGAAGGAUUAUCAUAUAGAAGAAGGGGAGGAGCUUUUCUACCAGGUGAAGGGUGACAUGUGUCUGAAGGUGAUUGAAAAUGGCAAGAGCAAGGAUGUGCACAUCAAGGAGGGAGAGAUGUUUCUCCUGCCUGCUCGGAUCCCCCACUCCCCUCAGAGACAGGCCAACACUGUGGGACUGGUGGUAGAGAGGAAACGGCUGCUGACUGAGACUGACUGCCUCAGGUACUAUGUUGACAACACAACUGACAUCUUGUUUGAGAGAUGGUUCUACUGCGAAAAUCUCGGAACCCAAUUGGUGCCGAUAAUCCAAGAGUUCACGGCAUCAACACAGUGCAAGACAGGAAAACCUGAUCCGAGUGAAGUCUUCGGGGAGCCUCCAUUCCAGAUGAACAACAUGAACGUGAUGUUGCCCUUCUGCUUGAAGUCCUGGCUGGAAAAACAAAAGCCAUUCCUCGCCAGUGGCAGCAGCAUUAACAUGUUUGGAGCUCAGUUUGAGACAGAGGUGACCAUGUAUGGACCUGGUUUGUCUGACACAUCCUUGCAACAAAGUGAUCUCUGGAUUUGGCAACUGGAGGGAUCGUCCCGAGUAACCAUGAAUGAACAGGAGUUGAAUCUAUCUGCUGGAGACAGUCUACUCAUUCCUGAGCACACCCAGUACCAGUGGAAGCGAAAUGAGGAGACUGUAGCACUGGUUGUGGUUCAAAACCCCGAGCGUAAAAGACCCUGAUCAGACCUGCCAGCAACACUCAACAUGGAAAAUUUUAACACAAAAGUCUUUCAGUCAUAUAAUUAAUGACAAUAAUAGAAAAUACAGUUGCAAAAAAAAAUACAUAAACUCCCUGGAAUUAGCUGGAUUUCUGCAUACGUUGGUCAUAAAAUGUGAUCUGAGCUUCAUCUGUUAAAUCUUAACAAUGGCAAUAGACAAACAUAGUUUGAUUAAACUCAUACCACACUAAUAAUGA
Molecule: messenger RNA, 1319 nt
Organism: Phyllopteryx taeniolatus (common seadragon)
Lineage: Eukaryota; Metazoa; Chordata; Actinopteri; Syngnathiformes; Syngnathidae
Gene: haao
Product: 3-hydroxyanthranilate 3,4-dioxygenase
Exons: 11
Coding region: 101-1084 (327 amino acids)
Biological process (GO): quinolinate metabolic process; 'de novo' NAD+ biosynthetic process from L-tryptophan
Cellular component (GO): cytoplasm
Molecular function (GO): iron ion binding; 3-hydroxyanthranilate 3,4-dioxygenase activity
Source: RefSeq, a predicted model, not a curated record